This is a messenger RNA of Orcinus orca (killer whale), 2197 nucleotides long. It is a transcript of the gene TADA2A, whose product is annotated as transcriptional adaptor 2A. Lineage: Eukaryota; Metazoa; Chordata; Mammalia; Artiodactyla; Delphinidae. The transcript has 16 exons. Gene Ontology annotation, biological process: chromatin remodeling; regulation of transcription by RNA polymerase II. Gene Ontology annotation, cellular component: nucleus; SAGA-type complex. The record is from RefSeq and is a predicted model, not a curated record. Gene Ontology annotation, molecular function: chromatin binding; transcription coactivator activity; protein binding. Bases 211 to 1542 code for a protein of 443 amino acids.
CUGGGUCCCAGCCUGGCUCUUCCUGGCUCUGCUGCAAGGGAACGCGAAAUCCCGUUCUUAGCUGACGUUACCCCUUGUUUUCAAGUAGGCCUUCCAAGUAGAUAUUUCGGGGGGCGUCAUCAGCUUUGGUGUCUGUGUUGGCCAGUUCUGAAAUCUCCUUGAAGGAGCCCUACAUUGAGGAAGAUCAAAGCAGUCUUUGCCAACUGGGGAAUGGACCGUUUGAGUUCCUUUAGCAAUGAUCCCUCUGAUAAGCCACCUUGCCGAGGCUGCUCCUCCUACCUCAUGGAGCCUUAUAUCAAGUGUGCUGAAUGUGGGCCGCCUCCUUUUUUCCUGUGCUUGCAGUGUUUCACUCGAGGAUUUGAGUACAAGAAACAUCAAAGUGAUCAUACUUACGAAAUAAUGACCUCAGAUUUUCCUGUUCUUGACCCCAGCUGGACUGCUCAAGAAGAAAUGGCCCUUUUAGAAGCUGUGAUGGACUGUGGCUUUGGAAAUUGGCAGGAUGUAGCCAAUCAAAUGUGCACCAAGACCAAGGAGGAGUGUGAGAAGCACUACAUGAAGCAUUUCAUCAAUAACCCUCUAUUUGCAUCUACCCUGCUGAACCUGAAGCAAGCAGAGGAGGCAAAAACUGCUGACACAGCCAUUCCAUUUCACUCUACAGAUGACCCUCCCCGACCUACCUUUGACUCCUUGCUUUCUCGGGACAUGGCGGGAUACAUGCCAGCUCGAGCAGAUUUCAUUGAGGAGUUUGACAAUUAUGCAGAGUGGGACUUGAGAGACAUUGAUUUUGUUGAAGAUGACUCGGACAUUUUACACGCUCUGAAGAUGGCUGUAGUAGAUAUCUAUCAUUCCAGGUUAAAGGAGAGACAAAGGCGAAAAAAAAUUAUAAGAGACCAUGGAUUAAUCAACCUUAGAAAGUUUCAGUUAAUGGAACGGCGGUAUCCCAAGGAAGUCCAAGACCUUUAUGAAACAAUGAGGCGAUUUGCAAGGAUAGUGGGGCCGGUGGAACAUGACAAGUUCAUUGAAAGCCAUGCAUUGGAAUUCGAACUCCGAAGGGAAAUCAAGAGGCUCCAGGAAUACAGGACAGCAGGCAUUACCAAUUUUUGUAGUGCCAGAACCUAUGAUCACCUCAAGAAGACUCGAGAAGAGGAACGCCUCAAACGCACUAUGCUCUCGGAGGUUCUCCAGUACAUCCAGGACAGUAGCGCCUGCCAGCAGUGGCUCCGCCGGCAGGCUGACAUUGAUUCUGGCCUGAGUCCUUCCGUACCAAUGGCUUCGAAUUCAGGUAGACGAAGUGCACCGCCCUUGAACCUCACUGGCCUCCCUGGCACAGAGAAGUUGAACGAAAAAGAAAAGGAGCUCUGUCAGAUGGUGAGAUUGGUCCCAGGAGCCUAUUUAGAAUACAAAUCUGCUCUAUUGAACGAAUGUAACAAGCAAGGAGGCUUGCGACUGGCACAGGCAAGAGCACUCAUCAAGAUAGACGUGAACAAAACCCGGAAAAUCUAUGAUUUCCUCAUCCGAGAAGGGUACAUCACUAAAGCCUGAGGCUCUCCGGGCCUGGUGGGCCAAAGGACAGUACGGGCAUUGUGGAGUUUUGUUUUUGAGCUGAAUUCUCCUUGUAAAAAGAGGGGAAGAACAAAGGAAACCUUAAGUUGUAUUAAUGUCUACUUUCUUCUCCACCCGGCUUUAAAAUACUCCUGUUGUUGGUAUUGUGCUGCAGAGUUAUGUGCUAGAUAAGCUAUUAUUAAUUGUGUGUGGGCAUUCAUUCCUAACACCUCUUGUAACUAAAACAAGAACCAUAGUACCUCACAUCACAGUGUUGGUAGAAAUAGAACUAAACCAGUCUUUAGUCCCAGGAGUCCAGCUCAGAUCCUUGUACUUGCUUGGGAGGUUGGUUUUCUGAUUAUCUGUUUUGCCUUCAAACAUUACAGACAGAUUUAAAAUAAAGAGGUUAUAGAGAGAGAAAGCUUUCUCUUUCUGUCUGAGGAUUCUUUUAAGCUGACAACUUAUGUUUAUGAGCAAAGAGAAGGAAAAUCUCCCCAUGAUGGUCUUGUCCCAAACUGCAUCUUCAACGUUAAUGUCUGGCUUUGUAAGUUGAAGUCUGGCUGUCUAAUCUGCAGUAGACUUUUGAGGAGGUGGCACUGGGUAUAAAAUGUCUCUUAUUUUUAGAAUUAAUGGAUUAAAAAUGUUUUGCUACUUA